Molecule: messenger RNA, 1100 nt
Organism: Lolium rigidum
Lineage: Eukaryota; Viridiplantae; Streptophyta; Magnoliopsida; Poales; Poaceae
Exons: 3
Coding region: 1-738 (245 amino acids)
Source: RefSeq, a predicted model, not a curated record
AUGCACUCGAUCACGGCCCUACCGGGCGCGGCGUUCCGACAACCUCACCUGGCGGCCCCACCUAGGAGAGAUUCCCCACAUUUCCGAUCCCCGCUGCACGCCGCCGCCGCACAUCUCCACCUCCCCCGCACCGGCGACAACCUGCGCGACCAGGCGACCCUCCCGGCAGCCCGCAUCUCAACGCCCCCUCGAAACCCACCUCACUGGCGCAGCCCCACCGACCCUAUUUCUUCCCCGACGCCGCUUCCUCGCGCCUCCAUUUCCGCAUCCGUGCUGCUCGCCUUCCGGCAACCCGUUGAAGAUGGCGGAAAGGCUCACCGGACGAUGCACCAGCCGCCGCUGCUCGUUCGCGUCGCGGCAUCAAUCAAGCCCAUCGACGGCCAACUCCUUGCCGUCCCCGGUCGCCACCAUGGAGGGCAAGGGUCCGAGCGACCCAAGGGAUGGGGACGCAGAUGCGUGGUCCUGACGGUCGGAGCGACUACGGCUCUGCACCCUUCGACUCCUUCGAUGGCCGCGCUUCCGCCAAACCAUAGAGGCCCCGCGACUGUUUCCAGAGGCGUCGUCCGUCCUCAAGGCAAUGAAUGGGAAGCUGAUGGAUAUGGUGUUAUGCCUCAUGCAGUUUUGUGGUAUCUUUUUCCCUGCUGCAAUGUUGCUCUUCUUCACGGUCCAAGGAAGAAAUGCACCAUUGCCUGUUCCGGAUGCGGCCAGAACCACUUGUGUCCUCGUGCACGGUUGUAGGCACUCACCAGACUCAAUGCAUGGCCUUUUGGUUUAGGUGCAGGAAGAAGAAGGUUGGCGGACCACAGACAACAAGCCGCUGCAGAGCAUCCUUAUUAAGUUGAUUAGCCACUAUAGUUUAAGUUGCUUUACGCUUUCUCUUGAGUUGCUUAUAUCGUUUCAUUAAGUUGCUAAGUUGCUUUAUUAUCGUUUCAUCCAAGUAUUCUCUUUCUUCUAAGUUGCGGCAUACAAUAAUUUGUUUGUUCGCACAUGUGCUAAGUUGCUUUAUUAUUGUUUCAUCCAAGUUUUCUCUUUCUUCUAAGUUGCGGCAUACAAUAAUUUGUUUGUUCGCACAUGUGCUAAGUUCCUUUAUUAUCGGUUCA